Mesocricetus auratus (golden hamster) is the source of this 3882-nucleotide messenger RNA. It is a transcript of the gene Nlrp1, whose product is annotated as NLR family pyrin domain containing 1. Gene Ontology annotation, cellular component: canonical inflammasome complex. NCBI's taxonomy places the organism in Eukaryota, Metazoa, Chordata, Mammalia, Rodentia, Cricetidae. The transcript has 13 exons. Gene Ontology annotation, molecular function: protein binding. Gene Ontology annotation, biological process: innate immune response; regulation of apoptotic process; inflammatory response. The record is from RefSeq and is a predicted model, not a curated record.
AUGCAUUUGUUAUCCCAGAACUCCUAUGGGGAAAUGGGAAAUGGAGACCUCAUCAAGGUGGAAGGAGGAGGGAAUCUUUGCCACACACAGACCUUGAAAACAGAGGAUUUGCUCCAAAAUUUCACACAGCUACUACUUCUACAAAAAUCUUGCCCAAGAGGCUGUGAAAACUUGGCCAAGAAAAGCAGGCACCAAUGUGUAAAAGAAGAGAAAGGACAUUUAAUUGAGAUCAAAGACUUAUUUCGCCCAAGUCUAGAUACCCAGGAAGAGCCUCAAUUAGUCAUAUUAGAGGGAGCUGCUGGGAUUGGGAAGUCAACGCUGGCCAGGCAGGUGAGGAGAGCAUGGGGGGAAGGCCAGCUCUACAGAGAUCGCUUCCAGCAUGUCUUCUACUUCAGCUGCAGAGAGCUGGCCCAGUGCAAGCAGCUGAGUCUGACUGAGCUCAUAGCAAAAGACCAGGCUAAGGAUCCCAUCAGAAAGAUCCUGUCUCACCCUGAGAAGCUGCUCUUCAUCCUGGAUGGCAUAGAUGAGCCAGCAUGGGUCCUGGAAGAGAAGAAUCCUGAGCUCUGUCUGCACUGGAGCCAGCCACAGCCAGUGCACAGACUGCUGGGCAGUUUGCUGGGGAAAUCUGUCCUUCCUGAGGCUUCAUUGCUGCUCACAGCUCGGACUACAUAUCCACAGAAGAUCAUUCCUUCUUUGGGGCAGCCACGUUGGGUGGAAGUCCUGGGCUUCUCUGAGUCUGGGCAGAAGGAAUAUCUCAACCAAUAUUUUACAAAGAAAAGAGAAGCAACUGCAGCUUUUAGCUUGAUUAAAUCAAACCCAGUGCUCUCAACACUGUGUGUGGUGCCCUGGGUGUCCUGGCUAGCCUGCACUUGCCUGAAGCAGCAGAUGGAGCAGGGGAGAAACCUCUCACUGACCUCACAGACCACCACAGCCCUCUGCCUGAAAUACCUUUCCCAGACUUUCUCAGGUUAUGCCCUAGGGACCCAGCUCAGAGCUCUCUGCUCGCUGGCUGCCGAAGGGAUCUGGAGAAGAAGGACCCUGUUCUGUGAAAGAGAUCUCUUGAAGAAAGGGUUAGCUUGCAAUGUCAUUGGCACUUUCCUGAAAACCAGAGUCCUUCAAAAGCAGCCCAGAUCUCUGAGCUACAGCUUCUCCCAGGUGUGUCUCCAGGAGUUCUUUGCAGCGAUAUCUUGCAUUUUGGGGAAUAAUGAGAAACAUGGUGAUAAAGAAAUCUACAGAACUGUGGAAACACUGAUAGAAGUGUAUGGAAAAGAAGACCUCUUUGAGGCACCCACUAUGCACUUCCUGUUCGGCCUGUCGAGUGAACAAGGGAUGAAUGAACUGGAGAAGAUCUUCGCCACCCGCUUGCCUCGGCACGCCCUAUGGGAAAUUCUGGAGAAAGCCAGGGCAUUGGCCCAGCACCAGCAUCUCUAUUCUCUGGGGUUGUUUCACUGUUUUUAUGAGAUUCAUAAUGAAAAGUUCCUGACACAGGUGAUGUACAAUCUCCAAAAAUUAAAGGUGUGUGGCCAGACAGAUAUGGCACACCCAGUGUUCCAGACAAAUGUGAAGCACCUGGUGGUCCAGACAGAUGUGGAGCUCAUGGUGGUCACUUUCUGCAUUAAGUUCUGCCACCAUGUGAAGAGGCUUCAGCUGGAUGGGGCUGGACAGCAGGGACCAACGCUGACGGCCCCAAGGAUGGUUCUGUCCAGGGUGAACCCUAUCACAGACACCAGUUGGAAGAUUCUUUUCUCCACUCUUCGCUUCACAGGAAGCCUGGAGGAGCUGGACUUAAGUGGAAAUCCAAUUAACUGUAUUGCAGUGCAGAAUCUUUGUAAGACCCUGAGAUACCCUGGAUGCCACCUAAAGACACUGUGGCUUGUCAACUGUGGCCUCACAUCCAGACACUGUGAGGACCUGGCCUCAGUGCUCAAGGCCAGAUCCAGCCUGACUGAGCUAGACCUGCAGCUGAAUGACCUGGGUGACCGUGGUGUGAGGCUGCUGUGUGAGGGGCUCAGGAAUCCUGCCUGCAACCUCAGAACCCUGAGACUGGACCAGGCCCCUCUCAGUGGGCAGGUGAUGAUGGAGCUCAGGGCCCUGGAGGCAGAGAAUCCACAGCUGCUCAUCUCCAGCACAUGGAAGCCACAUGUGAUGGAACCUACUAAGAACAUGAAUGAAGAAGAAAUGGGAGAUAGCCUGACCUCAUUCAAACAGCAGAGACUACAGUCAGGUAUGAACCAAUAGGAAAUGAAACACAACAAACCAAUGUAUACUGAAGAUGACUUCUGGGGCCCUACAGGGCCCGUCGCUACUGAGGUGGUUGACAGAGAGAGAAACCUUUACAGAGUUCAGUUUCCUGUGCCUGGUUUCUAUCACUGUCCCAACAUGGGACUCUGCUUUGUGGUGACAAGGGCAGUGACCAUCGAUAUUGGAUUCUGUGCCUGGAGCCAAUACCUGAAUGAAACUCCCUUGCAGCACAGGCACAUGGUGGCUGGGCCACUGUUUGACAUCAAGGCUGAGCAGGGAGCUGUGGCUGCUGUACAUCUCCCUCACUUUGUGGCUGUCCAAGAGGGACAGGUGGACAUCUCCUGGUUCCAUGUGGCUCACUUUCAAGAACAUGGAAUGAUCCUAGAAAUGCCAACUAGGGUGGAGCAGCACUACACAAUCUUGGAAAACCCAAGCUUCUCCCCAAUGGGAGUUCUAGUGAGAAUGAUUCCUGCUGUCAGGCACCUCAUCCCCAUCACUACCAUCACACUGAUCUACUAUCACCUCAAUCUCAAGGAGGUCACCCUUCAUCUGUACCUGAUCCCCAACGACUGCACCAUCCGGAAGGCCAUUGAUGAUGAAGAAAUGAAGUUUCAGUUUAUUCGAAUAAACAAGCCACCCCCAGUAGACUCUCUUUACAUCGGUUCCCGCUACACGGUGUCUGCAUCCAAGAAGCUGGAAAUCAUUCCAAAGGAACUGGAGCUGUGCUAUAGGAGCCCUGGGGAAUCCCAGCUCUUCUCUGAGAUACACCUUGGCCACAUGGGUUCAGGAAUCAAGCUGCAAAUCAGAGACAAGAAGCACACAAAUCUCAUAUGGGAAGCCUUGCUGAAACCAGGGGACCUCAGAUCUGCACCACUCAUGAUCCUUGCAGCCCACAAAGAUGCUCCUGCCUCACUACACUUCCUGGACCAGCAUCGGGAGCAGCUGGUGGCCAGAGUGACAUCCGUGGACCCUGUCUUGGACAAGCUGCAUAGUCGGGUGCUGAGUGAAGAGGAGUAUGAGGCAGUGCGGGCAGAAGCCACCAACCAAGACAAGAUGAGGAAGCUCUUCAGCCUCAGCCAGUCCUGGACCAGGACCUGCAAAGACCAAGUCUACCGAGCUCUGAAGGAGACCCAUCCUCACCUGAUCAUGGACCUCUAUGAGAAGUCAGGUGGUGUCUCGGUGGGAUCCUGACAUCUUGGUGGCUGAGGGGUGAGAACUCUCUCUUGAGUCCUGGCUCUGACUGACCUUCCUUUGACCCUCAAUUUCCCUAUCUAUAAACCAGUGUCUAAUGACAGAAGUUUCUGUCCCACCUGGUCUCACAACAAUUUAGUACCAAAUGAACACAUAAAUGCUUAUAUUAAUUAAAAACCUGUUUGGCCAAUGACUCAGGCUUCUUACUGGCCAACUUUCUUCAUUAUUAACCCAUUUCUAUUAAUCUAUGUAUCUCCAUGUAGUCUUGGCUUACUGGAAAAUCCCAGGCAUCCUACCUUCCCAGUAGCUACACGGUGUCUCCUUGAUUCUACCUCCUACCUUUCUCUAUCCCUGUUUUGAUCCCCACCUCAUCCCCUGCAAAAUCCUGCCUGUUCGUUGUAUGAAAGAGCUUUAUUCAUCAAUCAAUAAAAGAAACAUAUAUUUACAGCA